AUUUCUCAGGUGACUAGCUAAUGUAAGGAUGUCCGAUAAUGCGGAAUCUCCGACAGAAACUCAGAAGGAUGAGCCAUCUACACAGCAGGCUGUUACAGAGGACACCGGGACGACUGACGAGAAGAAAAAAAUUGACGUGUUGCUGAAGGCAGUGGGCGACACUCCCAUUAUGAAGACUAAGAAAUGGGCGGUGGAGAGAGGGAGAACCGUACAGUCACUGGCCCAGUUCAUCUCCCGCUUUCUCAAACUGGAGCCCAGUGAGCAGCUGUUCAUUUACGUGAAUCAGUCGUUCGCUCCGUCGCCGGAUCAGGAGGUGGGCGUACUUUUUGAAUGUUUUGGCAGCGAUGGAAAGCUGGUGCUACAUUACUGCAAGUCACAAGCAUGGGGAUGACCUCUUAACCUUUAAAACACACACACACACACACUCUUACACACUCAUACACACACACACACACGCAAGCACGCACGCACGCACACACACACACACACACACACACACACCUGUUUUUACUGCAGUUUUGUUUUGAUUAACUAUGGUCUUUUGUCUUUGCAUGUGCUACUUUUCUGUACAUAAC
Chanos chanos (milkfish) is the source of this 575-nucleotide messenger RNA. It is a transcript of the gene atg12, whose product is annotated as ATG12 autophagy related 12 homolog (S. cerevisiae). Gene Ontology annotation, molecular function: Atg8-family ligase activity. Gene Ontology annotation, biological process: autophagosome maturation; protein lipidation involved in autophagosome assembly; autophagosome assembly. Gene Ontology annotation, cellular component: cytoplasm; autophagosome membrane; Atg12-Atg5-Atg16 complex. The record is from RefSeq and is a predicted model, not a curated record. The transcript has 4 exons. Bases 29 to 391 code for a protein of 120 amino acids. NCBI's taxonomy places the organism in Eukaryota, Metazoa, Chordata, Actinopteri, Gonorynchiformes, Chanidae.